AGACUCUCUGAAGAGAAUAGAGAGAAGAGCAAGUUAGGUAAGGAGUGCAAGCAUCUUGUACUUGACGUAACUUGUUAAUUAGGGGAGAUCAAGUAAGUGGGCUAGAAUAAGCGAAUUUGAAGGCCCAGAUGGUCUCUGUAGCAAGGCCGAGUGAUGGGAAACGGGUGGGAGAGACAUUCAGAUAGCCAACCAAAAUCUGGAGAGAGUAGGAGAGAGGGAUCUGGAGUUUUGUCCUCGUUCACCCGAUCGGGUUCUUUCGAAGUAAUUUUGCUUUAAAUGGCGGAAUCGUCUCCAGAUUCGUGUUUAAAAGGAGGUAAGUUGAGUGCCCCAGGGUUUCGAUUUCAUCCGACUGAUGAGGAGCUGGUGAUGUAUUAUCUGAAGAGGAAGAUUUGCAAGAGAAGGCUUAGAGUCAAUGCCAUAGGCGUUGUCCGUGUUUACAAAUUGGAUCCUGAAGAAUUGCCUGGUUGGUCAAUCGGUGUUGAAGUCAGGGGAUCGACAGUGGUUCUUUUUCACUCCGAGGAACAGGAAGUAUCCAAACGCAGCUAGGUCCGGUAGAUGCACCGCAACUGGGUAUUGGAAGGCUACAGGGAAAGAUCGUGUCAUAGUCUACAACUCGAGAUCCGUGGGACUCAAGAAGACACUUGUUUUCUAUCGAGGCCGUGCUCCUAAUGGUGAGCGUACUGAUUGGGUGAUGCACGAGUACACCAUGGAUGAAGAAGAGCUCGCCAGAUGGAAGAACGCCAAGGAGUAUUAUGCUCUUUAUAAGCUGUUCAAGAAAAGUGGGGCUGGCCCCAAAAACGGUGAGGAUUAUGGUGCUCCCUUCCAGGAAGAAGAAUGGGUUGAUGAUGUUGGCAAUGAAAUUGCUGUUCCAGAACAACCUAUGGUUCGUUAUGAAGAUACUCGUCGUGUGGAUAAUGCUAUUGCUACACUUUUCAAUCCUGUCAAUGUUCAGUUAGAUGAUAUCGAGGACAUUCUCAAUGGAAUCCCAUAUGCGCCUGGGGUUCCUCAAACAUGUAUUAAUAAUGGCCUUGCUUCUAGUAUUCCCCAGGUUAACAGCCAAGAAGAGCUGCAAAGCACGUUGGUGAACAAUUCUUCUGGAGAGUUUCUUGAACCGCAGCAAAUUGGAGAGCUCUUGCCAUACAACAUGCCCUCGAGUUUUGAGUCUACUGAAGUCACGUCAGUUCCCAAUGACUCUGGUAUGGGGCCGUUUGUGUUUGAGAAGGAAGAUUACAUCGAAAUGGAUGAUCUUCUGAUCCCUGAACUCGGAGCUUCUUCAACUGAGAAACCCGAACAAUUCUUGGACCCUGGUGAAUUUAGAGAGUUCAAUGAGUUUGACCAAUUGUUCCAUGACGUUUCCAUGUUCUUGGAUAUGGAACCUAUUUUUCAGGGAGCUUCUGCAGAUUCUUCUUCUCUGAAUAAUACAUCAGACCAAGAACACCAACCCAUUUAUCAACAGUUCCAGGACCAGACCCCUGAGAACAAGCUGAACAACUUCAUGGAUCCUAGUCCAAAUCUCAAUCAGUUCACUGAUGACCUGUGGCUUGAAGAUGAUGAUCAGGCUGUCCUCUUUGAUCAACCGCAAUCUGUUAUUUCUGGAGCAUUUGCUUCACCUUCAUCAGGUGUGAAUUUGAUGCCCGGCUCCACAAAUCUUAGGACCAGUGUAACUGCUCAAGACCAGGAAGGCGAAAAUGAUGGAGGUGGAACGAGCCCCUUCUCAUCUGCCCUGUGGGCAUUUAUGGAUUCAAUACCUUCAACGCCAGCUUCUGCGUGUGAGGGUCCUAUUAACCGGACAUUUGUGCGCAUGUCUAGCUUCAGCCGUAUGAGGUUCAGUGGAAAGGCUAAUGGAACGCCUGCUACAACUACCGCAGUAGCAAAGAAGCGUAGCAGAAACAGAGGGUUUCUUGUCUUAUCAAUCGUGGGUGCCUUGUGUGCCAUCUUCUGGGUGUUCAUAGCCACGGUUCGAGCGUCGGGAAGGCCCGUCUUCUCAUGAAAGCUUCAAGCUGAGCUCCGGUGAUCUCUGUCUUGAUGAUGAUGAUGAUGAUUGCGAUCCUGGUUCCUGGAACCCUCACUGAGCAAAGAGAGUAGGAUACGUAGGAAUCUACAAGCUUGACAAACGAGAGAGCAGAUUCCGACAAUGCAGCCAGCCGAUGUUUCUUCUGUCCUACUCAUAGCCGCUGCGUGCAGGAUGAAGCUUAAAGCUUAUUCUUUUAUCUCCCUUCCUCUUUUAUUUGAUCGCUAAGGCGGUUAAGCCGCCGCCACUCUUAUCGAACAAGUCACUUGUCACCGUAUAUCAACAAACGGCAAAAUAUAUAAUCUCUUCUAACUUUUUUGCUCGAUAUUCAGGAAUAAGGAUUUUAUUAAUUAAAAUCAAG
This is a messenger RNA of Eruca vesicaria subsp. sativa (arugula), 2372 nucleotides long. The record is from the annotation of a GenBank genome assembly. NCBI's taxonomy places the organism in Eukaryota, Viridiplantae, Streptophyta, Magnoliopsida, Brassicales, Brassicaceae.